Molecule: messenger RNA, 1155 nt
Organism: Trichomonas vaginalis G3
Lineage: Eukaryota; Parabasalia; Trichomonadida; Trichomonadidae
Product: histidine acid phosphatase
Exons: 1
Coding region: 1-1155 (384 amino acids)
Biological process (GO): dephosphorylation
Molecular function (GO): phosphatase activity
Source: RefSeq, a predicted model, not a curated record
AUGUUUUUUAUCCUUUCAUCACAUUCUUUUUCAUUUCCUGAAACAUGCUAUUUCCACCCAUCAUUCCCAGCUCCUGUCCCUAACAUGACAUUGCGCCAUGUUGAAUUAAUGACGAGACAUGGAGAAAGAACUCCACACGGCUCUUACGAAUUAUUGAAACCAAAAGACGAUUGGGUUUGUGAUUCAGAUGAUGCUAUCUCGGGAUACAUUGAUGCUUCUCCAGAAACACAUUACAGAAGAUACAGACAAGUUCAAGAUCCCCGCUUUGUAGAAAUCGGAACAAACUGCAGAGUUGGUGAUCUAACAACCAAUGGAAUGAAACAACACUUCAAUUUAGGACAAGCAGCAAGAAAACACUAUGUUUCUGAUUUGAAGUUCCUUCCUGAAUAUAUGGAUCCUUCUCAGUUUACAUUCAUCGCCUCUCCUUACGAACGAACUGUUAAGAGUGCCCAAUCAUUCCUAACAGGUUUGUAUCCUCCUUUGAGCGACAAUGAAGUUUUAAAUAUCCAAACCCCAACAGAAUCAUUUAAUUCAUUAAUUCCAGGCUCUUGCAGUGAGUCAGAUAAGGCUCAAACAGAAUUUGCUCAACUAAAUUCAACAAAAGAAUACGUCAAUACGAAUUGGGAGCCAUUGAAGGAAAUUGCAGCUAAAGGUAAAAUCAAAAAGAGUUUCAACAAGCUUUACAGUAUCUGUGACUGGAUUGUUGCUCAAAAAUGCGGUCAAUCAAAUCUUCCUGACUUUUUCACCGACGAAAUCUUUGAACACUGCCAGAAAGUUGAAUCAUUUUAUACAUUCGACAUAUACGCAUAUAAGCGCGAGCUCGCAAUCUCUCCAACUCUUAGACAAAUCUUCAAAGUUACCGAUCAAAUCAUCAGUGGACAAUCGGAGAUCAAAUUUGUACUCUUCAGCUCACAUGAUUUAACAAUCGGUGCUUUCAUGGGCUUCUUAGGCAUCAAAAAAGAAAUUGGACCGCCAUACGCUUCUGCCUUCUUAAUGGAGCUUUACCAGGAUCAAAUUGGCGAUAUGUACAUAAGGUUUAUCUAUAAUGGAGAACCUCUUACUCUUCCUGACUUCGGAGCUGAACUUAUCAGAUAUGAUAGGUUCAGAAGUUGGGCAGAACCACUUAUUCAACAUUGCUUCGCCACACGAGUUUAA